CGCGCGUACAAUCCGACGGCGCAGCCCCGACGAGGUGUCCCUGCGCCGUGACGCUUCUUUUCCUGGCCGCGCUAGAUCGUAGGCGAGGCAGGCAUCCCCCCUCGCGCGCCCACUCGCCCGCUGUCCUCCUCGCGCCCCCAUACCGCCCGUUCCGUCCCCAAAUCCGAUUGCCCCCCGCAACCGAAGAGCUCAACUUCCCCACGCCUCUCUCUCUCUCUCCUCCCCUCCUCCGAUCAUUCACCGCCGGCGACGCCGCGGACCGUAGCAUCGAUUCGCUCCCCCGCGGCCCGAAUCUAGGGUUUCCCGCCGCCGGAUCACGCCGGGAGGCCACGAUGCUGCCGUGCGCGCGGUCGAUGCUUCGGAGAAGGGGGCUGGCCCUCCUGCGGGGCUGCGCGGAGGGCGAAUGCGGCCGGAGGGAGGCGCUCGCCAAUGCCAGGUGCGCGGCCACGUUGGCCGGGCUCGGCGACCGCGGGAUCGGACGGUGGGCCGAUCCACCGGCGCGCGCCAAGGCGCACCGGUUGAACGGGGGGUGGCCAGCUGGAACGCAGACGAGGUGCUUCCUCGGGUGCGGCGACGGGGAGGAGGGGAGCGUGCUUUCCAAGGUCUAUGAGGAGAGGCGCGUGAUGGGGUACUCACCGGAGCAGAUGUAUGCCGUUGUCGCGGCGGUUGACCUCUACGAGGAUUUUGUGCCUUGGUGCCAGCGGUCGAGGGUUGUCAGGCGGUAUGACAACGGUUCGUUUGAUGCUGAGCUCGAAAUUGGAUUCAAGUUCCUUGUCGAAAGCUAUGUGUCUCAUGUGGAGAUGGAGAAGCCAAAGUAUAUCAAGACAACAGCUUCUCAAAGUGGACUUUUUGAUCAUUUGAUAAACGUUUGGGAAUUCAAGCCUGGUCCAAUUCCUGGAACCUGUGACCUCUACUUCUUGGUUGAUUUUAAGUUUCAGUCACCCUUAUAUCGUCAGGUUGCAUCCAUGUUCUUCAAGGAAGUUGUUUCUCGACUCGUGGGCUCAUUUAGUGACCGUUGUUUUAGAAUUUAUGGACCUGCUGUUCCUGUGCUGGAAAAUACUCACGGGCAAGGAAGAUAAACCAGCAUAAUCUAAUUUUGAAGGAUAUGCUCUUCAUGAUAACUUGUCUCAGCAAAUCGUAAAACAGAGGAUACCUGGCAGACGAUGCAUAACCCUUCAUGUGCGAUGUCACAGUACUACUAUACUAGGCAAGAGGUCUCGAUGGUGAUCAGCCAAAAUUUUCAUUCUUUGGCUACUUCUCAGUUUGCUUUUCAUGUAUUACUAGCUUGCCACCCAUGUGUGCAAUGACAUGGCGAUACACACACUCGAUUGUUUAUCUGGUCAAUGGAAUCUUGCCGGAUACUUUUGUUCAAAAA
Messenger RNA from Brachypodium distachyon (stiff brome), 1375 nucleotides. RefSeq names its product coenzyme Q-binding protein COQ10 homolog, mitochondrial. The transcript has 4 exons. NCBI's taxonomy places the organism in Eukaryota, Viridiplantae, Streptophyta, Magnoliopsida, Poales, Poaceae. Gene Ontology annotation, molecular function: ubiquinone binding. Gene Ontology annotation, biological process: ubiquinone biosynthetic process; cellular respiration. The record is from RefSeq and is a predicted model, not a curated record. The coding region runs from base 333 to 1079 and encodes 248 amino acids.